AUGGGAGAGUGGGAUACCCCGCUAUUUGGUUGCUUCGGCAACCUUGGGAUGUGUGUCUUCAGUUGGUUCGUUCCUUGCUACACUCACGGCAAGACGGCUGAGGCUGUUGGUACUGGCGGCUGCCUACCCUGCGCUCUGGUCAUCUGGAUCCUGCCAUGUUACACUCACGGCAAGACGGCAGAGUUACUGGGUGAGGAUUGCAUGAAGUGCGGUCUAGUUUUCCUGGUGCCUUGCUACAACUUCUACAACUUGGCCAAGAUACGAGAGCGGGUGCGAGCCAGGAGUAACAUCUCCGGAUCCUUCAAAAAUGAUUGCUUGCUAUCCGUGUUCUGUCCACCCUGUGUGAUCAUCCAGCACGCUCAUCAGAUGGGGACGGUGACGCCGCUGGGGGGCGGUCAGCCCAUGGCGAGAGCAUAA
Patiria miniata (bat star) is the source of this 417-nucleotide messenger RNA. Its product is annotated as cell number regulator 4-like. Bases 1 to 417 code for a protein of 138 amino acids. The record is from RefSeq and is a predicted model, not a curated record. Lineage: Eukaryota; Metazoa; Echinodermata; Asteroidea; Valvatida; Asterinidae. The transcript is spliced from 2 exons.